AUGGCCCACAUUAACGACCAAGAAACCAUUAACGCCCAAGAAGAACAAAACCGACUGCUCACUCGAUAUGAGCCAGGUCGUUUUGUAGAGACAGCGGGUUUCAGAGAAGCCGGAGCAUUUGGUCUCACUGUUUCUGCACACGACUCCCAUACCAAAUCCGGAGUCGUUAUCAAGUAUCAGAAAAGUUUGUUCGCGUUCAAACGGGAAUUUGAAGUUUUCCGAAGAAUGAGAGGAGAUCUUCAUUUUCCUAAUUUGAUUGAGUAUUAUGGCAAAGUGGACCCUACACAUGGCAUGCUUUACUGUCUUGCUAUGACCAAUGAAGGCGUAUCAAUUCACAACCUCACACGCGGAACAGCCACCCGUUGGUCGAAUGGGAACUGUGUCCGACUGAUGCAUCAACUUGUGAAAGCUGUCGAGGCACUCCACAACGUGGGCUAUUGUCAUCGAGACAUUCAUCCCGGAAAUGUUUUGCUCAAGCGGGAAUCUGGUGGACUUCUCACAGUCAAACUUAUUGAUUUCGGAGUAGCAGAAAACCUCUAUCCACCGCCCCAUCCGGCUUAUGAUUGGUCUUCGUGGCAGGCUAGUUUACAAAUUUGCCAGGGAAUGCCAUACACCUGCUUCGACGAUUUAACCUCCGCAGUUUUCAUACUGUUCAAGGUUAUCAACAUAGAUCCAUUCGGAGCCAGAAGACACUGGAAGGAGAAUAAGGAAUUAUUCGACCAGAAUCCACUUUCCUGGUUCGAAGAAGACACUAUGUGGAUCGCCGAGAUUUAUGGCGAAAUUCAAAAGCAAAGGAGCCAUGGAGUCGACUACUCGGGUCUGUUCAGAAUGCUUGGAAUUUCUGUUCCGGGAAUCCCCCCACUUUCGCCAAUGGAAUAUGAAAUGACUGGAAAUCAAAUUUCAAUCUUGUAA
Molecule: messenger RNA, 912 nt
Organism: Caenorhabditis briggsae
Lineage: Eukaryota; Metazoa; Nematoda; Chromadorea; Rhabditida; Rhabditidae
Exons: 5
Coding region: 1-912 (303 amino acids)
Biological process (GO): mitotic DNA damage checkpoint signaling; protein phosphorylation
Cellular component (GO): nucleus; cytoplasm
Molecular function (GO): ATP binding; protein serine/threonine kinase activity
Source: RefSeq, a predicted model, not a curated record